This is a messenger RNA of Penicillium olsonii, 2511 nucleotides long. The record is from the annotation of a GenBank genome assembly. NCBI's taxonomy places the organism in Eukaryota, Fungi, Ascomycota, Eurotiomycetes, Eurotiales, Aspergillaceae.
AUGGCGGAGCCGACGGACUCGAGCGCCCCGCCUGGCGAAACGCCCAAUCCCGCGACUGAGCCGAAUGCGCCAGCCACCGAGACAAGCCAACCAUUGCCCCCGAGCGAGCCACUCCCAGCGACGGCGCCGGAGAGCCUUCCAAUCGAACCUUCGGCCGGAACUGAGGCAAGCCAACCACCAUUGCAGACAGAGCAAGCCACCGCAGAAUCAAAUCCCCUCGCCGUAGGCCCACCGCCAGCAGGUCCACCACCAUCAGAGCUCAUACCGACCGACCAAGCACCGGCGGAUCCAACAUCAGCAGAGCCUACACCCGCAGAGCCCACAGCAGUAGGGCCAGUGCACAAUGCGAGCACGUAUCAUCCCACAGAAGAGCCCAUGGAGGUAGGGCCAAUACACGAUGCGAACUUGUAUCAUCCCUCAGACGAGCCCACCCAGUCAACACAAGAACCCGAUGCGACCCUACCGUCAAUUGAAUCAUCCCUUCCUCCAAUUGAUUCCUCGAUCCCAGCCAUGGACACUUCGGAGGCUUUUGGAGACUCCGAGCUGAACUCUUUUGAUGCGCUGCCUUCGAUUGGCUCAACUACGGGUCAGGACAUGUCACUACCCUCGAUUGACACGACGCUUCCAUCGCUUGAUCAUUCUUUGCCAGCAAUCGGAAUUGACGAUAUUCCAACUAUGGACGAGCAUGAGUUUCGCGACGACAGUCAUUUAGACCACCAUGACUCGAACUCGGGCCUGCAUGACCCUACAGGUAAUGGACAUGACCCAAAUCAACACUCGGGGACAAAUGGCGUAUCGCACUACCAACCAUCCUCUAAUGGAACCUAUCAAUAUUCGCAUAGUCCUGCCCAGUCACAACAACCCGGAACACCGCAGGCACAGACCCAUACCCAGCACCAAUUCCAGGCGCAGCCGCAACAGCACUAUCAACAGAACGAUAUGUACCACAACUCUGGCGCACAAGGACAGGUACCACAGGCGCCAAUCGGAUCACCACUGCCAAACAACAUGCCCCCAAUGGCAUCUAUGGGACAAUACAUGACUGGCUAUCCGUCGAACAUGGGGCAAGGCAAUGCGCAGAUGCGAUAUCAACUACCGGGCGACCCAAACAAAAUGCUAUCUGGAAAUAGACAUAAGAAAGAAGUCAAGCGACGUACAAAAACCGGCUGUCUGACUUGUCGCAAACGAAGAAUCAAGUGUGACGAGGCACAUCCUGUCUGCAGAAAUUGCGUGAAAAGCAAACGCGAGUGCUUAGGCUACGACCCGGUGUUUCGCACUCAAGCUUCAACGCCAUCGGCUAUCCAGCCAGCUCCCAACCCUCCUCCAUCUUUGGUGGUCAAUCCCCAGGGUCCUUCUACCACGACCCCAACAGCACCUUCUUACCCGUCCGCGCCCCCGGGCUACAUGCCCGCCUCCUCUCAGCCAUUUGCACCCUCUCUCCAUUCCGAAUCGCCUACUGCCUCUGUUGAGCAGCACGCGCACCGAGCUUCCAUCGAUCCUUCAUUAAGUGCAAGCAGCCAGCCAACCCAUACCGAAAUGCAAAAUACUACCGCGCCCCGCCCUCAGGGCUCCGAGCCUGCAUACAAAGGUAACCCUUAUCCACUUGCAGGUGGGUCACGACGCGAAGCUAAUCAUUGUAUGCCUGCAGCCAAGAAUAUCUACAUAAUCGACCUUUUCUCCCUCAGAGGAAUUGCCCCUCCUCCUCCACAUGCCAUUGGUACCCUCCCCCCUGGCCGCCUCGAAGAAAUCCAGGCGGUCUUCUUGGCCACCUACGCACCGGCUAUCGACAAACUCCUCGAGGUCCGAUGGUACUCCGAUAAGGCUCUCUCAUAUCUUAUGGCCGAUUCCCAGCUCAUGGCGGAAUAUUCAGCCUUGAUCGACGCCUUCAACGAAUGGAACCUACAGGAUGGCGAAACCCUUGCGCGGUUAGAGAGCUUCGAGGCCUCGAUCAUCUGGAAGAGUAUGGCACUGUGCCGUAAGGUACCUGAUGGAGAGACUGGGCAACAAGGGCGGGACUGGAACUUAUGCGCCGCCUGCGCAAGGCUCAACGUGGUCGAGGCAUUGCUCACAUGGAACCACCUCGACACAAAUCCCCUGUCGCGGGAGCUUGUCAUGGAUGCUGCCAAUCCCCCGAAUACCCCAGACCAGUUCCAGGCCCGCCAGCUUGACUUCUGGGAUCAGGUGGGAGAAUUCCUCACACUAUACGACAAUGAAGCGAGCUCCGCCAAGCAAAUUGAUGACACGCUCAGUCGGUGCCGACAACUGCUGGAUACAUACGAGAACCGUGAUAUCAUCUACUCGAUUUCUGUUGCCCGCCACCUGGGUCAGCGCUGGGCCGACUUCCCCAACAGCCUGCCCAAGGUGGGAUACACGACCGAGAAGGAAUCAGGGACCAAACUUUUCGUUGCUCAGAAGUUCCUUGAAGAAGAAGCCGAGGGCAAGGGCACUACGCAGAUCUACAAGCGAGUCUGUUGCAUGGCAGUCCGCUCUUGGUGGGUCGCCCGUGGAUAA